Molecule: messenger RNA, 2180 nt
Organism: Chironomus riparius
Lineage: Eukaryota; Metazoa; Arthropoda; Insecta; Diptera; Chironomidae
Source: the annotation of a GenBank genome assembly
AUGAUCUUUAUGGAUAUCUUUGCAGUAUUUACUCAUCCAAUAACGUAGCAAAAGAGUUUCAGAGUUAUCCCAUUGCUACAUCAGUGUAUCCAUCGUGAUAAAAAAAGUUCUAGAUUAUAGCAUGCUCGCAAUAUAAAAACUUAUUUCGUUAAACGUAAGAAAUUGAACCAACAAAGUGCUAUGAUAAGUUUACUCAUUAAAGUGGACAUUUUUAUGAAAGUUGGGGGGUGAUUUCUAGGAGUAUCAAGUUUGGAUGAAUUUUGUGUUGAACUUUUUUCCACCAUACCUGCAAAUACUUAACAUUUGGAAAUUUUUAACUUCCUUUACCAAAUAGAAUCACUGUCAUUUAAGCACCUUUAGUUUAAUGUUUGAUUUACCAAAAAUAAUAUUAUGAAAAAUCUUCAGGGAAAUUACUGAAAAUUAUUUGUUUCAUAGCGAAAAUAGCUAGUUUUACAAAAAAAACUUCUCCUCAAUGUCAAGGUUAACAAUUAAAGAAAAAUGAUCUAUGCAAUAUUUAAACCUGAAUAUCACAUGCAAUGUAUUGAGGACCAGAGUUGAAGUCAUUCAAUUUCUCUUCUUUUUCAUCUCUUUUUACCUCUCUUUACGUAUGCUUCUCUCAGUACGUACAGCAUUGGAGAAAGAUAUUUGGAGGGAGUUGCUUAAGCAAUGUAUUUCUCUUUAGAUCCUUUGACUAUAAAACGAUCAGCAAUGUUUAAUUAAAAAUCAGUUCAGUUCAAUUCAUUGAUCAAACAACAUUACUAAAAAUGGCAUUCAAAUUCUUCUCAUUCUUUGCCCUCGUUGCCGUCGCAAGUUGCGGAGUUGUCUAUGACCAACCAGCUUAUACUUACUCACAUGCUGCUCCAGUUGUUCAACAACCAGCUUACACAACAUACUCACAUGCUGCCCCAGCUGUCCAUCAUGUUUCUCCAGUUGUUAAAACCGUUGCCCCUGCAGUCGUAGCUCAACCAGCUUAUAUCAAGCAAGCAUAUGUUGCCCCACAAGUCAUCACAAAGAUCGCUCAACCAGUCGUUCACAAAGUUGCUGAAGACUACGACCACAAUCCACAAUACUCAUUCGCUUAUGAUGUCCAAGACAGUUUGACCGGAGAUAGCAAGUCACAACACGAAUCAAGAAAUGGAGAUGUUGUUGAAGGACACUACUCACUCGUUGAUGCAGAUGGUUUCAAGCGUACAGUUCACUAUAAAGCUGAUCCAAUCAAUGGAUUCAAUGCUCAAGUCGAAAGAGAACCACUCACCCACAAAACAGUUGUUGCACAACCAACAAUCGUCAAGACUGUUCAACCAGCACUCGUCAAGACUGUCCACUCAGCUCCAGUCAUUGCUCAUCACGCUGCCACAGCUUACUAUCAUCACUAAGAAACCUAACCUACAAAUUUGAGUUAUCAUGAGUGAUGAAAAAAACUAUAAGGAAAUCGCAGCUAUUAAAUUCAUUCAUGAGGAUUGCUAGAAUGUCAAAUACUAGUUUUUAUUUAUUAAACAAAAAAUAAAAGAAAAACAAUAUGAAAAUUAAAUUAAGAAUUUUAAAUUUUUAAAAAACUAAACUGAAGAAUCAACUGAUAAAUAUUGAUUAAACUCUUAUAAUGCCUACAUAUUUCAUUCAAUUAACAUUCAAAAGUUAAGCGUGUAAUUUUUGUAAAUUAAAAGAUUAAUUGAAACUUUUGUUCUUUAAAAAAAUUAUUUUCUACUAAGCCUUAGCCAUCAAGAGGAAUCAUACCAGAUAAUACAAGCAUCGACAGGCAGACAUUGAAGCUUAAAGUUCUAUUCGAGUAGAUUUUAGAAUUAAAAAAAAAAACACACAAACGCUGAUGAAAUGAAAUCUGCUCAUUUCUCAUCUUUCAAGUGAGCUGAUAAGUCAUCAAGUGCAAAAUUAUUCUAUUCCUGUACUGAACUUAAUUAAUAUCGAAUUAUGCCUCUUUUUGAUGCAAUCGGAAAAGUGUUUGAAGAAGCUGGAAAAGCUACUGUAUCUAUGUCAAAAACAGUCGGAAAUACUAUGACUAGUGCAGUAGAUAACAUUGUCAUCAAACCAGCUAAAGUAGUUGGCAAAACUUCAUAUUCUGUUGUGGAUAAUGUUAUCUUGAAGCCUACAACCUCCAUUUAUAAUUCUGCAAUGGGAAAUUCAGAUAAAUAAAUGUAUCUGUGCUUUUCUGAAUAAAUAUUAAA